Messenger RNA from Caenorhabditis remanei, 522 nucleotides. RefSeq lists its product as uncharacterized. NCBI's taxonomy places the organism in Eukaryota, Metazoa, Nematoda, Chromadorea, Rhabditida, Rhabditidae. The transcript is spliced from 4 exons. Bases 1 to 522 code for a protein of 173 amino acids. Gene Ontology annotation, molecular function: protein-N-terminal amino-acid acetyltransferase activity. The record is from RefSeq and is a predicted model, not a curated record. Gene Ontology annotation, cellular component: NatB complex. Gene Ontology annotation, biological process: N-terminal peptidyl-methionine acetylation.
AUGACAACUCUUCGACCAUUCGACGUCGAAGAUCUAUUCAAAUUCAACAAUGUUAAUUUGGAUAUCAAUACGGAAACAUACGGUUUCCAAUUUUACUUGCACUACAUGAUAAACUUCCCGGAAUACUAUCAGGUUGCUGAGCAUCCAAACGGGCAAAUCAUGGCGUACGUCAUGGGAAAAAUCGAAGGACGUGACACCAACUGGCACGGACACGUUACCGCCCUCUCGGUCGCUCCCGACUAUCGCCGACUUGGACUUGCUGCCUACAUGAUGGAAUACCUGGAAAAGACUUCUGAAGCUCGGAAAGCUUUCUUCGUCGAUCUCUUCGUUCGAGUUUCCAACACUGUCGCAAUCGAGUUGUACAAGAAGCUUGGGUAUGUCGUUUAUCGGCAAAUCAUUGGAUACUACACCGGUGAUCGUGAUGAAGAUGCUUAUGAUAUGCGAAAGUCACUGUCACGUGAUCCUGAGCGGAAGGCGAUGAUCCCUUUAAACCACCCCGUUCACAGUCGGGAUGUGGAUUAA